AUGCAUGCGGCCAUGGUCAACCGGUCCAUCCGCACCAUCAAAGCCGAACUCGAAUACCUUUGCGAUGCCUCCGUGAUCAGCCCUCAGACCCUCAGCGAACUUCUCAGCAAAGUCCCAGCACAAACAGCGCUCCAUGCGCCAAUCUCAGUAGGCGCUGUACCCUCCGCCGUCAACGGGCCCGUAUCCCACGCGCCAACGCCGGUGCCGAAUGCUUCAAUGAACAACUUGUCGCUCAACAACCACAAUCAGCCUCAGGCCAACUCGAACGGCUACUACGACGAGAAGGCGCAGCACGAACAAGCUCCUCCCGCAUACAAUGCUCCUCCACCAGUCGCCAAUUACCCACCUCUCGCACAAGCCACAGCUCUAUACCCGUACAACUCAACCGAUGCUGGAGAUCUCGAACUACAACCGAACGAUCACAUAACCGUAACGGAAUACAUGAAUGCGGAAUGGUGGAAGGGUCGGUCCAGCCGCACUGGACAGGAAGGUAUCUUCCCGCGCAGCUACGUCAAGGUCGUGGAAGAGAAGGCAGCGGCGUCGAGCACUACCAACAACUACGGUAACAUGCCGUUGGAGAUCAGCGGACAGGGUAACGGCGAGGGCAAAGUGCCAGGCAAAGCUGAGCAACAAGGCAAGAAGUUCGGCAAGAAGUUGGGUAACGCGGCGAUCUUUGGUGCUGGUGCCACAAUUGGUGGCAAUAUUGUCAACUCGAUCUUCUAAGGACCUCACCGGCUGUGUGCACAUGUGUACGAAACGCAGCCGCGGUUGACGUACAACUUCUCGGGAUAUUUCGAGUUAGACUUCAUGAGUUCCACUGGAUAGCACGGCGUUGGCGUUGCCACUGAGAAUUUCCACGAGAGCAUUGAUCUUAUCAUGCGUUCAACCCGAAUCGACAGUAUAAUGACAUCCAUGUUACCACGUUGAAAGUGUGCUCCUGUCAGCUCCAGGCGAAGAGUACGUACCUAGGAGAAAGGAGUGAUUGAGCAUGGCUAGUAGAACUACGGAUUUGGAUGCA
Messenger RNA from Zymoseptoria tritici IPO323, 1018 nucleotides. RefSeq lists its product as uncharacterized. The record is from RefSeq and is a predicted model, not a curated record. Gene Ontology annotation, molecular function: protein binding. The transcript has 4 exons. The coding region runs from base 1 to 723 and encodes 240 amino acids. Gene Ontology annotation, cellular component: ESCRT-0 complex. Gene Ontology annotation, biological process: protein transport to vacuole involved in ubiquitin-dependent protein catabolic process via the multivesicular body sorting pathway. NCBI's taxonomy places the organism in Eukaryota, Fungi, Ascomycota, Dothideomycetes, Mycosphaerellales, Mycosphaerellaceae.